Messenger RNA from Sordaria macrospora k-hell, 702 nucleotides. RefSeq lists its product as uncharacterized. Gene Ontology annotation, biological process: ubiquitin-dependent protein catabolic process. NCBI's taxonomy places the organism in Eukaryota, Fungi, Ascomycota, Sordariomycetes, Sordariales, Sordariaceae. The record is from RefSeq and is a predicted model, not a curated record. Gene Ontology annotation, molecular function: ubiquitin protein ligase activity.
AUGCCUACCGUACCUGGAAUGCCAACGGGCCCGGAGGAUCCCAGCCAUCCCGGCGAGAGUCCCCCUACGAUAUCCAUUGUCAUGUGUAUAAUCAUCUCCAUCCUCAUCCUGAUAGCCAUAUUCGUGGCUAGACGAAGCUCUCACAGGACCGAAUCCCAUGAAGACUCACACCGAAGACUGAAGAAAGGGUCCGGAGGAAUUGGGGUCAACGCUCUCCGCUUGUUGCCACUCGUCAAGUACAACCCAGACGUGAUGGGUCCGGAUUUUCACCAUGAUGGAAACACAAGUCCAACGGGAUUGAGUUUGCUGCGCGGCAUGGACAUGGCAGUCAGCGAUACUGACGGGGGAGAUAAACCAUCUCGAAAGGCAUGGCGCGACUUCUACCCCCAGAUACGACACGCACUCUUGGGCAAGCAUAGGGGGCCACAGCCUUGCCCAGAAGACGCCGACACCACAUCUCUGAUACAGACUUGUGUCAUCUGUACCGAUGACUUUAUCCGUGGCACGAACGUGAGGAGGCUUCCUUGCGGACACUUCUUCCAUCCGCCCUGUAUCGAUCCAUGGCUUUUGAACUUUGGGGUAACAUGCCCCCUAUGUCGGACAAAUCUCAAAAUGUUGGCGAAUGCAAACAACCAGAAUGAAGGCUGUGUAGCUGAACCACCGCGAGCAAUGUUAGCAGGAGCUGGACGGAUAGAGGAAUAG